This is a messenger RNA of Owenia fusiformis, 1404 nucleotides long. Lineage: Eukaryota; Metazoa; Annelida; Polychaeta; Sabellida; Oweniidae. The record is from the annotation of a GenBank genome assembly.
AUGCAGCUACAGUUUGUCUUGCUCAUUGGGGUGGUGUUAGACAUGGUCGUCUCGGUGAAUCAACAAUACAUAAAUGGAACAAUAUUUAGUGCAUCUAGAGAUGACAGUGCAUCUUUUUCAACUGAUACGGCGUUGACUGUAACUGACACAGCGUCUGCAUCCUUUUCAACUGAUACAGCAUUGGCUGUAACAAAAGCGUCUGCAUCCCUUUCAAGUGAUGAAAUGUUGACUAUAACUGACACAGGGUCUGCAUCCUUUUCAUCUGAUACAGCAUUGGCUGUAACUAGCACAGCGCCAUUUGUGACUCAAGAACUCAAUGAUGGGACUGAUUCAUAUGACAGAAAAAUCAAUGAUGAACGCAAUGCGAUAGAGAAACUAAAUGAUACAACGAUUGACGCAACAACUCAACAACUCAACACAUCGUUGAAAGUAGAACUUUGGAAAUAUGGUGGAACAAUCCUGAUUGCAUUGGGAGUUCCAAGUAACAUUUUAUCCAUACUUGUGUUUCGUGGAGAACAUUUGAGAAGCUCUCCAACAGCCCUGGCACUUACAGUGUUAGCAGUGACAGAUUUAUUCAACUUGCUUAUUUCUGGUCUUGGGUUGACUUUGAAAAUAGGGUUUGGUCUGAGCCACGUUUUGUUGCCAGACCUUGGAUACUGGCCAUGCAAGAUUGGGAUGACCGUAAUGUAUGUUAUGACUGAUUUCUCUAGCUGGAUCGUUGCCGUGAUUUCAAUUGAGCGCUGUAUUGCAGUAGGACUACCCCACAGAGCACAGUCAUUGUGUACCAAACAAAAGGUAGUAGGAGCAUUAAGCUUGAGCUUUCUGAUUCUCCUCGCUUGGAAUCUACAAAUUGGCUGGAUAUUUACCUACACGGAAGAUACUGCCCAUUUCACCGACUGCACAUGGAACCCAGAUUUCAUCCACUAUGCGAGUAUUUAUUUUGUAUGGCAGGACUUAAUCAUGCUGAGCUUCAUACCCUUGAGCGUAGUCGUCAUCUGUAACAUCAUCAUAAUCAAUGUUGUAUUCAAACAACAGAGGAAGCGUAUGUCCAUGAUGACAGGAGAACUGACAGCGGCUCAGAAGAGGACCACCAACUCCAUGGCACUGAUGCUUAUAGCGGUAAGCGCUGUUCUUUGCAUAAGUACAAUGCCCGUCACUGUCUUUAAUGUCUGGGUAGAAUUCAUGGAUAAAACCAUUGAAAACCAGAUGUUUGCAGAAAAGUAUGCGGUAGUAUUUGUGUGGAUGUUGUACAUAAACUACAGCGUCAACUUCUGGCUUUACGUAUUUGCUGGAAGCAAAUUUAGAAGUAGUCUCUUCGAAAUGUUCAAAUGUAGAAGCGUUAGUUCUCAGGAAUCUAGUACAAGAAACGUGUAUGUUCCUCCACAAUCUGUAGAACAUAUAUGA